AUGACCAGGAUGUGGAGUCCAUGGAUUAAAGAAAUGGAAAGGCCAGUGCUGUUGGGAGCAGGGAACAGCACGGCUGUCCAAGAGUUCGUUUUGGAGGGCUUCCCUGCCGUCCAGCACCUGGGGAAGGUCCUCUUCCUGCUGCACCUGCUCGCCUACCUGGCAUCUGUCACAGGAAACUCCCUCAUCAUCACCAUUACCUGGGCUGACCAGCGCCUACACACACCUAUGUACUUCUUCCUCAGCACUUUCUCCUUCUGUGAAUGUGGUUUCAUCACCUCAGUUAUUCCUAAGCUGCUAUCAAUCUUUCUGUCAGGGAGGCAAACUAUUUCCUUUGCUGCUUGCUUCACACAAGCAUUUGUUUUUCUUUUCCUGGGUGCAACUAUUUUCUUCCUGAUGGCUUUGCUGUCCUUGGAUCGGUACCUGGCCAUCUGUAAACCUCUACACUACCACAUUAUCAUGAACCCAAGGGUGUGUUUCCUACUGGUCACUGCCUGCUUCUCGUUGGGAGUUUUCCUCAUGGUGGUUCCAGUUAUAAAGCUGUCCCAAUUGUCCUUCUGUGGCCCCAAUGUCAUCUCUCACUUCUUCUGUGAUCUUGGACUCUUGGCAAAUCUCUCCUGUUCUGAAACCAGAUCUAUUGAAACAUUGUUCUUCAAGCUUGUCUUUUUUCUCCUUUUUGCAUCAGUUCUUAUAACUGUCAUUGCCUACAGCAACAUAGUGGUCACAAUCAUGCGUCUCCCAUCAGCCAAGGAGCGGCAGAAAGCCUUCUCCACCUGCUCCGCUCACCUUGCUGUCCUCUCGCUGAUGUAUGGCAGCUGUGUCUUCAUCUAUGUGAAACCAAAGCAAACAAGCAGACUAGACUCCAAUAGAGAGGCUGCCCUGGUGAACACAGUGGUGACUCCAUUGCUAAACCCUGUCAUCUACACCCUGCGCAACAAGCAGGUCCACCAGGCACUGAGGUUUGCUCUAUCCAGAGUUAUGUUGCAGAAAUAG
Molecule: messenger RNA, 990 nt
Organism: Fukomys damarensis (Damara mole-rat)
Lineage: Eukaryota; Metazoa; Chordata; Mammalia; Rodentia; Bathyergidae
Product: olfactory receptor 6C75
Exons: 2
Coding region: 1-990 (329 amino acids)
Biological process (GO): G protein-coupled receptor signaling pathway
Cellular component (GO): membrane
Molecular function (GO): G protein-coupled receptor activity; olfactory receptor activity
Source: RefSeq, a predicted model, not a curated record